ACAUUGUGUGUGCAAUUCGUUAAAACAAGUCCAUUUACUGGUUGGUUCAAUAUCAGAAACCGGGUAAAGUCCCCGCGUCCCGUUUGUCACUUUUGGCCAAUCGCAUUGGUCACGUGCCCGUUUCCGGUCGCGCCAUUGGUCAGUAUCGUCCGGCCACGCCCUCGGGCACCUGUUGGCGGUUUAUACAACCCCCAAUACGCAUAUAUCACUUUCCGUCUUGAUAAUAACCACUAACCGGUCGUGUGCGUCCUUGACUUUGCGUUAUUUGUUUAAUUAUUUCGUAAUACCGGUGAGAGUCAGUUGUUUUGAAAGCGUUGAACGGUGUAUACGCGCACGUGACAUUGAUUUUUCCUUCGUUUGGAUCAAUACACAGAAGAGGAUGCUUGAAACCAAUUGAAUUUUCUUUCGUCGUGCGCAUUGUUUUCGUUAACCUCGAUUGUGGUGUCGGUGGUGGUGUGUUUGUGAAAGAAUGGAUUGAUUUUGGGGCGAAAAUGAAGCUAAUUCCGGUUACUUAUUACGGGUUUACGGCGAUGGACAGGAGGUUUUCCAGUCCGAUGCUGCCCUGGAUCGUCUCCGAGAUCAGGAAGAGGGAUUACUGCGAGAAGUUGAGUCUUGGAAUCGAAGAUGGGCUUCUACAAGCGUACAAUCCAGAUUUUGAGUUGCAAUUUUCGCACAAAAUCUGGCAAGUGACGCGCUUUUCACAAGCCGACCAAGAUCCAACCACGUUUCUCUAUCUGAUGAGGGACGAUCAGGAUUCCCUGCUUUAUUGCUACCUGUUUCAGGCGAAGAAGACUUCAGAUGUUUCAGAAUUGUAUAAACAAAUGAAGGACCAAAAUCAGGCACCGACACGUUCUGUGAGCAGUGCUGCCAAUUUAACAUCACUAUGUGUGGACAUAUCGCCCAGUUCUAGCAAUUUCUUCGAGGUUUUAUACAUUGGGAAAAUAAAAGUUUGGCAAAAGAAAGUCCCUGAUACGUUCAUUGAUGAUGCUUUGGAGAAAUUCAAAACACAUGAAAUGGAAAAAAUCAAGGCGAAAAUGUUGGGCAAUAUCGGACGAUUGAGAAGUGAAGAUAACAUUCGAAGAGGAUCGAAUAGUUCGACUAGUUCGGUUGAAAGUUACGGGCAUCCUCAUUUGCAAAGAUCGCAAUCUUCCAUGAGUGGACUUACAGUGAAGACUGUUGAAGAUAAAGACGAAGAUAAGGAAGAUGAUUCAAAGAGUGUCGAUAUGGACGACCAUAACCGCACCAUGGUCUUACAAGUCGAUAGAACCGAUUUAAGGCUCAUAAGCCCAGAUCGGAAAGUUAUUUUAUUGCACAAGCAACAUAAAGAUAUCACCACGUGCAUCCAAGGAGUGCAGAAAAUGGAACAUUUCGGGUUUGUCUGUCGCGAAGGGAAGAACGGACAAACUUUCGUGGGCUAUAUCUUCAAAUGCGAGUCGUCUUCCAUUGCCACAGACGCAGUUUCAGCCAUAACCCAAGCCUUCGCCAGUUCGGAAUCGCGCCCUCGCCCCGCUAUCACAUCCUGUGACCAUUGCCCGAUGGUCUGGUUCCAUAAACUUUGCACAGAAAUCGAACGAAUGUCCGAUCGGAAAACCCAAGCUGCGAUUUUGCGCCGUCUUGAAGAACUCGACUUGGAAGAACAGAACACAAUUUUGGCAAAAUUCAAAGGCGCAGAGACGGACUCAGUCCGCGAACAGAACGAAUUCCUGAUGAUGUUACUCAGAGCCCAUUGCGAAAUGAAACAGGGCCGGCAUGUGCACGACACUGCCGAAAAUCGAUCAGAAUUUUUAAACCAAUACUUGGGUGGCGGUGGAACGAUUUUUAUGAAAGCGAAACGUUCCCUUACAAAUUCGUUCGAAAUGUUGAAACGUAAAGCAUCCAAGGAUGACUUUGGGGCGAGUUUGCGUGAAAUGAACAGGGAAAAUUCGCCACAUUCGCCCACGAUUGAGGUCAGUGAUAAGGAUUCGGAAGGGAUGAGGUCAAGGUCAAGUACCAUUGGGUCGCAAAGCGAUUUACACUUAAUGGUACAAGAAACAAAAAGUUCAGUUUCUCCAGAUCGCAGUGUUACCACGCCUGACAGGACACCAAAAUCGCCAAUGAUGGACAUAUUUUUGAAAGUUGGUAGUAGCCCUAAAUCGGUCACUUCUGAAGAUGGGUCCCCGAAGAUCGACUCGGGGUCUUGGCGUCAAGCCAUUUUCAAAAGGGUGAUUACUCCCAGCAAGAAUGAUAAACCCGUGGAGAUGAAGCAGAGGACUAAGGAGGAGUUGAGGGAGUUGUGGAAGAAAUCAAUCUAUCAGGCGAUACUUCUGGUGAGGAUGGAGAAGGAAAAUGCACGACUGAAGGCAGAACAGGAGGAAUCGGCCGUGAAGAGGAUCAAAUUGGAGUAUGACGAGAUGAAGCCUCCACAGAGGGAGGUGAUGGAGGUCUGGGAGAUGCUGACGAAUAAAGAGGCAAGGAUGAAGUGUGAUAACCAGAUGCUGUUGCAAGCUAUUAGGCAAGGAGUCCCUCGCGGAAAACGCGGCGAAGUCUGGCAAUUCCUCGCCGAGCAAUACUGCAUGCGUACAGCCCCCAUCGACACCUCCAACUUCCCCAACUACAACGUCCCCUACGAGCAACUCCUCAAACAACUAACCUCGCACCAACACGCAAUUUUAAUCGACUUGGGCCGUACCUUCCCCAACCAUUCGUACUUCAGUAGCCCCUUAGGACCUGGCCAACUGGCCCUCUUCAACCUACUCAAAGCCUACUCGUUACUCGACUCCGAAAUGGGCUAUUGCCAAGGCAUGAGUUUCGUCGCUGGAGUUUUACUCCUUCACAUGGAAGAGUCUCAAGCUUUCUUCCUGUUGCGACACUUGAUGUUUCGAAGAGGGCUCAGGUUGCAAUACUUGCCAGACAUGGUGGGGUUACAGGUCAAGUUGUACCAACUGUCCAGGUUACUCCACGACCAACUGCCUGAUCUCUACAACCAUUUCGAUUUCUACGAAGUGGCACCAACUUUGUAUGCCGCUCCUUGGUUAUUGACUAUUUUCGCAUCGCAGUUUCCUCUAGGUUUCGUCACACGGGUUUUUGACUUAAUAUUUUUGGAGAGCCCUGACGUCAUUUUCCGAGUGGCUAUAGCUUUGUUGACCUUCCACAAAGACAAUCUCCUCGCUUGCGACAGUUUUGAAGAAAUAAUGAACUACUUGAAAAACAAACUACCAACAAUAGAUAAACCCACACUUGACAAAAUCAUGAAACAAGUCUACACAACUGACAUAAGCAAGCAAUUGAAUGAGUACAAAGUGGAGUACCAGGUCCUACAAGAGGAAAUGACCUCCGUCCAGCCCCAAGUCGAGGCUUUACACAAGCUAGAAUCUCAAAACAAGACACUGACUGAACAGAACAAGGCCCUGAUGGCCCAGUUAGAACUCGCUUUGAGCAACGUCCAGCGACUCGAAAAAACCCGCACUUUACAACAGGCCCAACUGAACAAACUCGAAAUGCACAGUCGGGCCUUGGACGUCACCAUUGCAACUUUGGGCAACUUCCUCAACACUUUAAUCGAACAGAAAGUGGAAAUAGAAAUUCCAGACGACGUUCGAAGAAUCCUCAACCAAAUCUCUUACUCCGAAAAGCGGAAAAGCGAGCUCAAACCCCAGAACAACUUGAUGAAAAUGUUCCAAAAGUCCGAAAACGACAAAGCCCUAGUUAAGUCCCUCUCAACUGGCAAAAUAAUGCUUCCGGUCACUCUGGACCAAAACAUUUUGCGUUCAAACAGCCUGGAGAAGUCCCCCCAGAAAACCUCCCAGUUCUUCUCGUCUUCACACAACCACAUUUUGCAACAAUUCAACAACAACAACAAAAUCGACAUCAAGGUGCAGGAGUGCGACCUGAACAAGUCCAUAAGCCUGCCUUUGGACUCCUACCACGAGAAGGUCUCCCCGUGCAACUCCGUCGACAGUGGCGUGGGAACCCCCUCGAGCCCCAAACCAGGCGACCACCACCCCUUGAGCAACUGUGAUGUGAACUUCACCUUCCAUGGGACGCGAGAAUUGAAGAAUAUCAAGAGUAUUAGGAACAUGUCCCGGAACUCUAGUCCGGAUAUUAUCGGCAAGUGAUAUUAGGGCGCGUGUACUUAUUUUACUGGUAUUAUGUUGCUAUUGUGAUUUGUGAAUAGUAUUUAAGAAUAAAGUAGUUGUUUAUA
Messenger RNA from Tribolium castaneum (red flour beetle), 4180 nucleotides. RefSeq names its product pollux (gene plx). NCBI's taxonomy places the organism in Eukaryota, Metazoa, Arthropoda, Insecta, Coleoptera, Tenebrionidae. The transcript has 9 exons. The coding region runs from base 492 to 4094 and encodes 1200 amino acids. The record is from RefSeq and is a predicted model, not a curated record.